This is a messenger RNA of Eruca vesicaria subsp. sativa (arugula), 708 nucleotides long. The record is from the annotation of a GenBank genome assembly. NCBI's taxonomy places the organism in Eukaryota, Viridiplantae, Streptophyta, Magnoliopsida, Brassicales, Brassicaceae.
AUGGCACUCGAGGCUCUUAGUUCACCAAGACUACCUUCACCAGUCCCUCCUCUGUUCGAAGACUCUUCAAGAUUCCAUGGAGUCGAACACUGGACCAAAGGCAAACGUUCAAAAAGAUCAAGAUCCGAUUUCAACCAACAAAACCUCACGGAAGAAGAGUAUCUCGCCUUCUGCCUCUUGCUUCUCGCUCGCGACGGUAACCGCAGCAACCGUCAGCCUCUUCCUCUCCCUCCCGUGGUAGCUGAGAAGUCGUCUUCGUUGACUUACAAGUGCAGCGUCUGCGACAAGUCUUUCUCGUCUUACCAAGCUCUGGGCGGACACAAGGCGAGCCACAGGAAAAACUUGUCACAGACUCAAUCCGGCGGCGGAGGAGAUGAUCAAUCCACGUCGGCGGCGACCACCACGUCCGCCGUGACAACCGGGAGUGGGAAGUCGCACGUUUGCACGAUCUGUAACAAGUCUUUUCCUUCAGGACAAGCUCUUGGAGGACACAAGAGGUGCCACUACGAAGGGAAUAAUAAUAACAACACUAGUAGCGUGUCUAACUCUGAAGGAGUGGGGUCCACAAGCCACGUCAGCGUUAGUCACCGUGGGUUUGACCUUAAUAUCCCUCCGAUACCGGAGUUCUCGUUUGUUAACGGAGACGAGGAAGUGAUGAGUCCCAUGCCGGCGAAGAAGCCACGUUUUGACUUCUCGGAGAAACUUUGA